Molecule: messenger RNA, 4433 nt
Organism: Pteropus alecto (black flying fox)
Lineage: Eukaryota; Metazoa; Chordata; Mammalia; Chiroptera; Pteropodidae
Gene: NUTM1
Product: NUT midline carcinoma family member 1
Source: RefSeq, a predicted model, not a curated record
AUUCUAGUUCUGUUUUGAUCUGAUCUUUAUCCUCCUCUCCUUGGAUCCCUUUGUAUCUACUGGAGCCAGGUUACUCUCUGGGUCCUGAACCUAACUGUCUCAUUCUGGAGGCUUCCAGACAGCCACGGUUAGUGUCCAAACCUGAGAGGAUGACUUCAGAUGGAGCAUCUCCAUUGCCUGGACCAGAUAUGGCCAUGAAACCUGGUGUUGCUCUGUCUCCUUUUAGUGCACUUCCCUUUCCCUCACCUGUUCCUGGCCCACCAGACCCACCACCCUGGGAGUUACCUCCACAGCCCCCCAUGCCUUCAGCUUUCUCUCCAGGCAAUCCUCUGAUGCUCUCUGCUUUCCCCAGCCCAUUGUUGGUCACAGAGGAUGGGGUCCCUGGCCACGGUGGGGCUGGAGCUGGCAAAAUCAUUGUCAAAGUCAAGACAGAAGGGGGGCCAGCUGAGUCCUCUCAAACUCAGAACUUUAUCCUUACUCAGACCGCUCUCAAUUGGAUUGCCUCAGGUGCUCCCUGUGGGGGCCCCGAAGGUCCCACCCCUCGAUUUGUGACAGCCUCUAACAUGAAGACCCUUUUGCCUGCUAAGGCUGUUGGGGUGAUCCAGGAGGGCCUCCCAGGCCUUCCUGCUCAGGCUACGCCACCAACUUCCCAACUGGCCCCCAUUGUGUCCCCAGAAAAGGCUUGGCCAGGGCCGCAUGGGGCAAGCGGAGGAGGUCUGGCAGCCGCGCAGUCCAAGCCCUCACUGGGUGACCUCUCCUAUACCUCCAAGGGUGUUUAUGAGAACUUCCGUCGCUGGCAGCGCUACAAACCCUUGGCCCGGAGGCACUUAUCCCAGAGUCCUGAUACAGAAGCUCUUUCUUGCUUUCUUAUCCCAGUGCUUCGUACCCUGGCCCGGCUGAAGCCCACCAUGACCUUGGAAGAGGGACUGCCCAGGGCCGUGCAGGAGUGGGGGCGCACCAGCAACUUUGACCGGAUGAUCUUUUAUGAGAUGGCAGAAAAGUUCAUGGAGUUUGAGGCCGAGGAGGAGAUGCAGAUUCAGAACACACAGCUAAUGAAUGGGUCCCAGGCCCUGCCUCCUGCAGCCCCUCUGAAACUUGAUGCUCCAGGGCCCCUGGCCCCUGAGGUUUGUCAGCAGCCAGUGUACAUUCCCAAGAAGGCAGCCUCCAAGGCACGGGCCCCCCGCCGGCGGCAGCGCAAAACCCAGAGGCCUCCAGUUCCUGAGGCACCCAAGGAGAUCCCACCAGAAGCUGUGAAAGAGUAUGCUGACAUCAUGGAAGGGCUGGUGGGGAGUCACUUGGCCACUGGGGAGUCAGAUGGAAGACAGGAAGAGGAAGGAGAACAGCAGCAGCAGGAGGAAGGGAUGUAUCCAGAUCCAGGUCUCCUGAGCUACAUCGAUGAGCUGUGUUCUCAGGAGGUCUUUGUCUCCAAGGUGGAGGCUGUCAUUCACCCUCGAUUUCUGGCAGAUCUGUUGUCCCCAGAACAACAGAGGGAUCCCUUGGCCUUAAUUGAGGAGCUAGAGCAAGAAGAAAGACUUAGUCUUGCCCAGCUGGUCCAAAAGCGACUCCUAGCCUUGGAGGAGGAAGAGGAUGCAGAGGCACCUGCAAGUUGCAGUGGAGUUCAGUCAGACUCAAGUCCUUCUGUUUCUGAUGAGGAUGAAGAAGGGGGUGGGCGACUUCGUCCCUCACCCGGGAUUCGGGUGGCUGGGUGCCCCAUUCGCCUAGGAAAGGCUGCUCCUCCAGGAAAGCGAGCAAGAGAAGUGCAUGGUGGGCAGGAACGGGCCCUAAAUGGCCCGAGGGAGAAGCACAGGGAUGGGAACACCCUGCCAUCCCCCAGUACCUGGGACCUGCAGCUAGAACUUGCAGCCCCACAGGGUAGUCAAGGGUCCAUAGGUAUGGAGAGAAGAGGGCCUGGGAAGAUUACAAACCAGAUAUCCCCACAUCAGGAUGACUACCUGGGAGGUGCUGGGUCCCCCACUGCGCACUCCCUGGUGGCUGACAGGAAUUCUGAGAUUCUGCCCCUUUGCUGGCAGGAAGGCCCCCAGCUUGAGAUUGUUCCCAGUUUGGAUGUUGGCCUCACAGAGCCAGCUCCUCUGCAAGGACAGGCAUUAGAAAAGCAGGUCCUGGGGUUGCAGACAGGACAAGAGAUAACAGGUCUUGGAGCACUGCCUCAAGGAAAGGAGCUGUUUGCCGUGCCCCAGGAAGGCUCUUUAGGAGUCAUGUGGAGAGAUGACAGAGGUCCUCCCAUGGUUCAAAGUUAUGAGCAGAGCCCUUCCCUUAGAGUAGCUGGGGACACGGACGGGGCCUCUCUUAGUCCAGGACUUUGGCUUGGCAGUGAGAUGGAUGCCGUAGACUUGGAGUUGCCUUUACAAAUCGAGGAGGUCAUAGAGAACUUCCAUGAUGGGGAAUGUGUACCUGAGGACCAGGGAGGCUGCCAGGCACUGAGCUCCGGAGGCGACAUUUCUCUGGGUCCUGGAGAAACCACAGCACCUGGGGGUGAGGGGAGCAGUCCAAAUCCCUGUGGAGGCACAGAUGCCACUGCUGCCCUAGAAAAGAGAAACUAUAGCCCAGCCUUGAGGCCUAAAGAAAAUAGAGAACAGAGCCCUGAGGCUAUACAGGAUCCUGGUGAUCUGUGGGCUGACAGUUGCCCCCCGUUGCUGGAAAGCAGUAUUGGUGCCUCCACAAUGGUUUCCAAAGAAACCCUCCUGCCUGCAUGUCAAGACAAUAUUCUUAUCCUGGGGACCCAGGAUGUCUCUUUUCCUGAGGCCAGUCAAGAAGCAGUGAGCAGAGGCAAUUCCAUUUCUCCCCUGUUAGAAACCACAGAUCCCAGCAACAUACUAGAUAUUAGAGAUGCCUAUGGCCUCCCGCUAGGGGUCAGGGAGGAUACUUGCCCAACAGAUUUUAAUUCUUAUGACCUCCAAGGAGAGAGCAGGGAGGAUACUGAUUUAUCCAAGCCUAAAGACCUUGCUCCCUUACUGGGGAAUCAAGAGUCUUAUGCACAAGAGACCCCCAAAUCAACAUCUCCUCAGGGCCUCGGAAGCACUUCCCCUCGAUGGGGAACCAAGGAUGCCUUAGCUCUGAAGGAAGCCUCUCCGUUAGUGAAGGGUGUGUAAGGAGAGGAGGAGGAGGAGGAGGGGGAGGAAGAUGAGGAACUCUCCAGUUUUGCCUACCUCUUGGCCUCUAAACUGAGUCUAUCGCCCAAAGGGCCUCCUCUCAGUCCUCACCCUGCCUCAGGCCUGUCCUCCAAAGGUCGGGGGGUCCGGAAAGCAUCCCACUCCCUCUCUGCUGAGGCAAGAAGCCUUGGCCAACCUCCACACCCUGUUGCUAAGUCUGGGAAGCGAGCUCUAGUUGGAGGUCCAGUCCCUGAUGAAAAAAGGUCCUACCUGGGAGCUGAACUUGGGGUCUCUGGGGAAAAACCCCUGGUUCUGGAAAUGGUUCGACCCUCACAGCCGCGUAAAAGAAGGCGUGACAGUUUUGUCACGGGCAGAAGGAAGAAACGUCGUCGUAGCCAGUAGGGAGCAGCAGGACCAUCCUAUCCCUCCUGCCAGUCUCUGAAGCUGCCCACCUCCACCCCCCAGUAGAUUUCACUAGACUUGUUCUCAGCCCUGUUUUGUGGUUCUGCAAAAAUGAGUGUGGGGAGAGAGGUCACACCAGCUAGGCUGGCGGUCAUGCCCUGGGUGGAAGGUGAGGGGGAAGUACCAUUAUUGGAAGGAGUUGUAUGGAUAAAAAAAUAAAUAUUUUUUUGUUGUUGGAAAAUAUUCUUAAUGUGCUUGUUUGUACUCAUGUCUUUUGCUUCUAGAUGGGGUAAGAUGCUGUAAAGAUAGGGUGGCCUUGGAUUAUACAGAUUGACACCUUUCCAGCCUUUAGCCUUCCUUAGGCUCCCUGAUAAGUCCCACCUCUGAGAAGUCCCCAGUGAACACUUCUUUCCUCCUCUUAUCAAAGGCCUGGUCUUAGGUACUGGGAGGGGCGAUUGUGGACAGCCUGUCAUGUCGCUGUUUAAAAGUCUAUAAUGGAAAGACACUUUUUUUUUUACCUGUCAGAUCUCUGGGAUAGGUCUCUAAUUUUCUAAAUUUAAUUUUCCAUAAUUGUGUCUAGACAGAGCACCUUUCUUCAAGAGGGCCUUGUUUUCUUCUUUGGAAAGGAGCUGGACAGAAAGGACUCAAGUGUCCCCAACUCAUCCCAUGGCAGGAAAACCUUCCUGUGUAGUUGGUUGGACUCGCAGAGGAGGCAUCAAUUUCGGUAGGAUUAUUAAAUAUGGAAUGGUUAAUUAGCUAUUUUUUAAUCUCUAAUGAGGACAGAACAAGAGGGAAUAGGUUGAAAAGAGGUUCAUGAGGAACACCUGUUGAAGUGUGCAUAUAUAUAUAGGGCAUGACACGAGGAAAAGAUAUGAGGGUUGCAUGAUUUCUGUGCAGGAAAGUGCCCUGUCCAACUGCGAG